AUGUUUACUAUGGAAGAGCAGCCCUCCUUUCCGAAGAAAAUUCGUCCGUGUUGUCUCUACAAAUAUCCGGAAUGGGUCCAAGGAAUGGCUGGAGAGGGGAAAGCGCCGCACCCUCUGCAAGCGUCUCACACUUUUCCUGCUGCAGUCUCAGGCUUGAGUUCUACAACAACUAGUGGUAAACCGCUAUUCCCCACCAGUGUGAGAGAUAAACAAAGAGCCUCUAUUGCCGCUCAUCUGCAAACAUGCGUAACGCCAAUGCAGCUUGAUCCAGCAUCUUUAAAGAAUGCAAGACGACGUGGUAGCAAAGCUGCUAAAACUCAAGGAUGGACUGUUGCUACGAACUCACUGCUAAAACAAGCCAUUGCAAAUCGUUUAAAACCUGAAAUAGUGGCUGAUAAGGACCAAUUAUGUAGAAGGAUUUCCGCAGAUAGUAGAGAGAGUAUUGCUGAAACUAUGAUUGAAUUGAAAAGGUCAGGCAAGAGAGCAACUAGCGACCUAACGAGUAGACAAAAAACUAAUGAGGACGAGCUGUCAAACUCUCCAUUCUUAAAGAGCGAAUCUGGUAAGACAGUAUUGAAGGCAAGAGUGUUCUCAGAUGAAAUGGAAGAAGAAAACAUUAGGACUUACAUGAAAUUCGAUCAAUUCAUCAUUUCGGGACUGACCCAGAGCGCGGACAAUACGCGCGAGAUCCAAAUACCUCAUACAAGAGUUAUGUUCCCAACGUCUGACGACGAAAACUUGAGACAACACCAGAAUGACACCAUGAAUACCUCGAAGCCAAAGAACGAUCUAAUACAACAUAAAGCUCAGAACCGUCAAAACGAGGCAGGAGGUAGCAGAAAUGAUAAUGAAAUGGAGCCCACCCCCUCGUUAAAGUUCGUAAACAUAUGUAAUCUUCCGGAAGAACACCUCCGAAAUAUUUCAAAAUAUGCGGGGUUUACAACGCCCGAUAGAGUGCCUUUUAUCAAAGAUUUAUCAUUUGACGUACUGCCUACAACUACAUCCGUAUCACAAGCUGAUCUGUUUCUUAAAUCUAUCAACUUAGAUGCGAUUGCUGCAGCACACAGCUCUACAUUUUCUCUUCAAGAAAAUGUAUUCACAAAUGCUGAAGACGAGGGCAUGAGGAAUUUCUGGCCUUCCAAAUCUCCAAAUACAGAACUCACGUCUCAUAAAAGCGUCACAUUCAGUGAUCGAGUUCAGCUGCAUGAAAUUGAAUCCAGUGACUUUGACGUCAACGAGAAUGACACGACAAAAAACGAAGAAGACGGACGAGGAUCAAGGGAAGUUUUGUGUUGUGGUUUGAAAGAGGAGUUCACAUUUGAUGAAGGAAAGCAAAGAUGUAAUGAGCGCCAGGAAGAGGACGAACAACUGUGUACUAGAGAGCAAAAAAUAAAGAACUUGAGCAACCAUUCAGUGCAAAACGUUCUUUAUAAAACGGAAGAUUUUUCGCAAAGUAAUAAAGAUCCUCUCAACUCACGCUUGAGAUACUCUCCCUGUGCUUUUCUUGAAGACUAUAGUACUCCACGACACGGUACAACCUCAUUAGACCAAUGUUUAGCAACUUCCGACCGAGUUGUUAUGUAUGGAUUACACGAUAAUCAAAUAGUCGGACCAAUAAAGAUAUCUAACACUCAUGAUCCACAGUGCUUAGCCCAUUUUGAUAAUAUCAGUGGUGACAAGUUCCUCGAACAGCGUCACCUGGUAGAGGGGAAUCAAAACCAUUACGAAUAUGUUGUGGUGAAAACCAAAGCGUUGCCUGAGUUUCGUGAAUCAAUAAGGACAGGACCUACUUUCGUUACGCAAGCACAUGGAAUUAAAGAGAAUAACGAUCAAGAGAGAGCGAAAGAGAUGCGCAAACAGUUCCUCACAUGUUUUAGAAAACACUCUCGAGUCCCGGUAGCUGAAGAAGACCCACUUGAUCCAAUACAUACGAUAGGAUCAUUAGAAUCAGUAUCAUCUUCUGAUUCUCGGGAAUCUGUGGUCUCAUCAGUAUCCAUAAGAAAGGAAGCUGCUACGCACAGGAAUUUUAUCUACUGA
Messenger RNA from Necator americanus (New World hookworm), 2037 nucleotides. RefSeq lists its product as uncharacterized. NCBI's taxonomy places the organism in Eukaryota, Metazoa, Nematoda, Chromadorea, Rhabditida, Ancylostomatidae. The transcript is spliced from 5 exons. Bases 1 to 2037 code for a protein of 678 amino acids. The record is from RefSeq and is a predicted model, not a curated record.